GACGCACUUGGUCGCUACGCAGGCCACAAACACGCUUCCCGUCCACAAGCAAUUGGCGCGAGUGAGUGUGAGAGAGAAUUAGUGCGUCGUCGUGUCCGUCUGUGUGUAUUUUACCACGAGUUGAAGAUCAUUCUCCUCCUUCGCGUCCUCCUCCCGGCUAUUUUGCAGACUUGUAACCGUGGAUAUCAAGAGGAAACGCACAUUUUUUCGACUAAUUGCGCACGCUCGUGUCAUCGACAACAAGGACGCCAACAAUAUCCCCUCUGUUGCGUUCUCCUGCUUUGUCUCUCUCCAUUCUCGGUAGAUUAAGUAGGUAGAGGGAAUAAGAGAAACGUUUUUCUCUGCGGGAAAUAGCAUUUUGAGAGCUGAAAACCGGUGUUUGUGCAGCCUUAUCGAUCCGUUCACAUCGACCGAUCGCAUCCUCGAGGUCUUUAAGUGGCACGCGCUGGCGCAAUAAUAUCACGAGCACGCCUCUUUGUGAUCAUUUUAAAGAGAAAAUACAUCUAUAUUUGUACUCAUACGGAUGCGCUAAGUGAAUGUAUUUUACGCAGUGGAUCUUUGGAAUGUGGCGAGACCACGGAAUGGAAUAGGAAAAUAACGUGCGUCAGAGCAUUGCAAGGCGAGAGUUGGAUUUUAAGGUUAUGGCUUCAACAAAACUCAAGGAAACCGUUGAAGAGGAUCAGGAUGCUUUGCAGUCUUCAUCUCAGCCUCAAGAAAAUCAAGAUCAGCAGCAACUUGAUCAGCAAGUACCUCAAGCACAGAUUCGUUUUUUAAGUGCUAAUGUCCUUCAACAACUACAACAACAACAGCAUCAACAACAUCAACAAGAGGUUCAGCAACAGCAAGUGCAUCAGCAUGGCCAACCUCAAGUUAUUACACUGCAACAGUUGCAGAAUUUUGUACCAAUGUCACAACAACAACAUGAUCAACAAAGAACACAGACCAUUUCAUUACAAGCUUUACCUCAACAAUUUUUGCAAGGUGCUCAGUUGAUAAGUAGUCAGGCUGCACUCCAACAACAGCAGCAGCAGCAACAACAGCAGCAACAUGGACAACAAGCUCAAUCACAAAAUCAACCACAAUCUCAACAACAGCAAUUGAGUUAUAGUGUAAUUCCUCAAAUGCAAACGGUUAAUAUUGAUGGUCAGGAUGCUUUAUUUAUUCCUUCAUCGCCAAUGACUUCAGUGAGUCAUCAUCAAUCUCAACCAACGAUGCAAUUCGCUACUGCUGGUGGGCAACAGGUUCAAUUAGCAUCUCAGCAAGUUCAAUUGGCCAAUGGCCAAACAAUCAUUACUCCUCAACCUGUUAGUUUAAUAAGAGCACCUAAUGUUUUUCCAACGUCAAUAAUUCAAAAUAUUGGCGGUCAAACUGUUCAAUUACCAACAGACUCCAAGGCAAACGUGGAUGUUUCAGGACAAAGUGUUCAAGUAAGACCACUACAAUUUCCUGUUCAGCAUGUGCAGCAAACGGUUCCUGUUCAAGUACCAGUCACUGCCAAUAAUGGUCAGACGAUCUACCAGACGGUGCAUUUUCCUAUUCAAGCAUUGUCUAAUGUUUUCAACAUGGGUGCAGCACAAAUGAUUCCACAAAUUACUCAACAAAUACCACAGAUGGCGCAAAUAAUAACACCAAAUGGACAAAUUCAACAGGUUCAAAUUGCAAAUUUACCCCAACUUCAAAGCUUACAAGGCCAGCAAGUAGCUGCGCAAGUGGCUCAACAAGUAGCUCAACAGCAGGCUCAGCAGCAAGUAGUUCAGCAAGUAGCUCAGCAUCAAUCUCAACAGCAAGUAGUUCAAUCGGUGCAGCAACAACAGCAACAAGCACAGCAACAACAACAAGUUCAACAAGUUGUUCAGCAAGUAAUUCAACAACAGCAACAAGCUCAACAACAACAACAACAACAGCAGCAAGUUCAACAACAACAACAGCAACAAGCUCAACAGCAGCAGCAAGCACAACAACAACAACAAGUUCAACAAACUGCUUCUACACCUACAUCAGGAACUACGUGGACAGCAUCAGUUUCUUCACCAGGUAGCAUCGGAAAUGUUCAAGUGGUAGGAAUUGGUCAACUUGGUCGUCCAGCAACGUCAAAUGCUAAUGUUAUUACAACAAAAGAUGGCCAAAAAAUUGAAUUAUCCGCAUUAUCAAGAACUGCAGAUGGAGUGGAAACAGAUAUAAAAUUAACAAGUAUUGAUGCCAGUCAGUUGGCUACUGGUCAGGUUAUUCAUAUACCAACCGCCCAAACAGCUCAACAAGCAAUUCAACCUAUCACAAUUACUGGUGCUCAAGGUCAACAGCUCACUCUAAUAUCAGCAUCAGCUUUAACGAAUUUAGCAACACCUCAAGCCGGAAUGAUGAGAGGACUUAAUGUUAGCAAUGGUGGAAUUAUGCAACUUCAACCUGCCAAUGCGCCUAAUGGUUUUCUCCAAUCAAUUCCUUUACAAAAUAUUCCUGGUUUAGGUAAUGUACAAGUAAUUCCUGCUAGUGCUCUUCAACCUGCAACCGUCCAAGCCCUUCCAGCUGCUUCUACAGCCACACCUAUUGUAACUGCACCUACGACAGUUCAUGUCGAGUCUGCUGAUCCAACCAAAUGGCAAAUAUUGCAGACAAUACAAGCAAAUGGAAGUAUAGCUCCAUCCACGCCAGCUCCUCAACCACAACAACAACAAACAAAUUCCACGACUAUAAAUACUACUGGUGAAGGUGAUACAAAGCAACAUAGACGGCGUGUUGCAUGUAAUUGUCCUAAUUGUAGUGAUGGAGAAAGGAUUCGUGAUAUGACGCACAAACGACAACAUGUUUGUCAUAUUGCUGGUUGUAAUAAAGUUUAUGGAAAGACAAGUCACUUGAGAGCACAUUUACGAUGGCAUACUGGAGAAAGACCAUUUGUUUGUAGUUGGGUCUUUUGUGGCAAGAAAUUUACACGAUCUGAUGAAUUACAAAGACAUAGGAGGACACAUACUGGAGAGAAGAGGUUUCAGUGUCCUGAAUGUACGAAAAAGUUUAUGCGGUCUGAUCACUUAACGAAACACAUCAAGACUCAUACGAAAAUUCGUAGCACGGAAGCUGCUACAUCUACACAAGAAGGAUCGUCGGACAGUCAAUCAUCCGGCGAAGAAAAAAUCAUAAUAGCAAUUCAAGAGACUGAUCAAACGAAAAUGAUGAUACCUACGGCUAUUGAGACUAUAAAAACUGAAUCAUCAGCGCAAGUGGUGAAUGAAUAAAACUAUUAAAAUUAUUUAUUAAUUUUUUGUAGUGUUUUUUUACAUCUUUAAAAAUCAUGAACAAUCAUAAAAUUUUCUUAAAAUGUUUAACUGGAUGAUCCAGUAGUCAUAUUAAGUAUUAAGUUUUUCAUUUUUCUCUCUAUUUUGACAUUUGAGUUUCAAGUAGCAACGUUAAUAAACUUACUACAGGAAUUGCUAAUUAUAUAUUUUUCUAAAAUCAUGUAUAAAGUGUUUGUAUAUAAUGUACAUGAAUGUAAAAAAAUUUACACAAGAAGAUUAUAUAUCUGAAAUUUUUUAAAAUAUGAAAAAGUAUUUGUAUUCAUUUUAUAUUCGAGAGGAAUGGAUAUUAGUUAUAUGGAAGUGUUACCUUAAUGACACACCUUCCUAACUCGAUUGAAAUUAGUAAAUUGCUAAGUUAAAUAAUUAAAUAAAUAAACAAUAAAACGAAUUUUUGAUAAAAAAAAAAACAAAUGAGUAAAAUUAAAUCAUUGUUAAAUUGGA
Chelonus insularis is the source of this 3728-nucleotide messenger RNA. RefSeq names its product transcription factor Sp4-like. The transcript has 6 exons. NCBI's taxonomy places the organism in Eukaryota, Metazoa, Arthropoda, Insecta, Hymenoptera, Braconidae. The record is from RefSeq and is a predicted model, not a curated record. Gene Ontology annotation, biological process: regulation of transcription by RNA polymerase II. The coding region runs from base 642 to 3227 and encodes 861 amino acids. Gene Ontology annotation, molecular function: DNA-binding transcription factor activity, RNA polymerase II-specific; RNA polymerase II cis-regulatory region sequence-specific DNA binding.